AUGGAUCAAGUACGGGAAUUAGUUGUAGAAAUUCUUUUUGAACUUUUCAUGGAGAAUCUGUAUAAAUCUGAAUUACUGUAUAAUUCAUUUUCACCAUGGGCUCCAUACAUUGAUCAUGUUCGUCUAUGUCAUAAUCCUCCUUUAACUCCCUUAGCUCCCUUAGCUCCUUUAGCUCCUUUAGCUCCUUUAGCUCCCUUAGCUCCCUUAGCUCCUUUAGCUCCCUUAGCUCCUUUAGCUCCUUUAGCUCCUUUAGCUCCCUUAGCUCCCUUACCUCCUUUAGCUCCCUUAGCUCCUUUAGCUCCUUUAGCUCCCUUAGCUCCUUUAGCUCCUUUAGCUCCUUAA
Molecule: messenger RNA, 342 nt
Organism: Rotaria sp. Silwood2
Lineage: Eukaryota; Metazoa; Rotifera; Eurotatoria; Philodinida; Philodinidae
Source: the annotation of a GenBank genome assembly